Exophiala bonariae is the source of this 1728-nucleotide messenger RNA. RefSeq lists its product as uncharacterized. Gene Ontology annotation, molecular function: DNA binding; transcription regulator activity. The record is from RefSeq and is a predicted model, not a curated record. The transcript has 4 exons. Gene Ontology annotation, cellular component: SBF transcription complex; MBF transcription complex. The coding region runs from base 1 to 1728 and encodes 575 amino acids. Lineage: Eukaryota; Fungi; Ascomycota; Eurotiomycetes; Chaetothyriales; Herpotrichiellaceae.
AUGGCUGCUAUAAAAUCACUUCUCAAUCCUAUGAUGGACACAGGUGACCAAGACAACAACAGCAUGGACAGCAAAGACGACACAUCCACAGUUGAAAGUGAUUUUGGUGUCAUAUCAGAUGCACUCGGUGACACUCGCAGAAAACAGACUCACAAGAAGCAAAAGAUGUCCAAAGAUGCAGCCAUCUUCAAGCCUGGUCCAAUCCGUGGUGACUGUCGUUACCCUCCACAUGAGGACCACGACGAAUUCACAGCGGCCAAGCAUGAGGCACUGAGUGUCUUUCCCACGGUUGGACUUUCCACUUACGCAAGACACAUUCCGUACAACAGUGAGAAGAAACUUUUCCUGGAGAAGACUGGCCGAGAGUGUUUUGAAGUCUUCCAAUACACCUUCAAGAUCCCCACUGAGAGUGCCACAUAUACCAUGAUCUGGGAUUACAAUAUUGGCCUUGUACGCACCACUCCUCUUUUCAAAUGUGGACAGUACUCGAAGACAACUCCGGCGAAAAUGCUAGCACGCAAUGAAGGCCUCAAAGAAAUCUGCCAUAGCAUCACGGGAGGAGCAUUGGUAGCACAAGGUUACUGGAUUCCCUACGAAGCAGCCAAAGCCGUCGCCGCAACAUUCUGCUGGAAUAUUCGAUACGCCCUAACACCCGUCUUUGGUAAAGACUUCCCAGCAACCUGCCUGCACCCAGACCACGAGGAGUAUGGCAGUAUGCAAAUCGACCCUGAGAUCACCAAGCGCUGUGCCGAGCAAGCCCGCAUGUAUCGAGAGCUCGAACAACAGCACGGCGUCUCUACCUUGACCUCCACGUUGAACAUGACCUUGAACAAUUCCCCAACCCUCAUGUCCGUGUCCACGUCCACGUCUCGCAGUCCACAUAUCACCACAACCCCGAAAGGCAAACGCCAAUUCAAGAAGAUCAUGCCCAAGCCUCUCGAGAUCAGCUCCUCUGGCUUCGCAAGCGAUGUCUCUUCUCUCAAUGACUGUGAUGGCGAAGCGAGUCAAGACGAGCGGGGCCGACAUGACGAUGAUGACGACAAAUACGUGCUCUCAUCCCCAGCCUCUCAAGCCGGUGGCAGUGGUGGCGGUUUUGCCCAACCAUGGUCCGCAAUAAACAGUCCCAACUCGAUGCGCUCUCCAUCGCCCAAGAUCAAAUUCCGCAAUCCCUUUGCCCCACCACACUCUCCAGCCAGCAGCACGCGCUCAGACUCACCCAAUGGCGGCGGCUCGCGACGCAAGAGACAUCGUGCUGCGAGGGUCAUUCCACGCUCAUAUGCUCCACUCGACACACUCCCGCCUCCGUACAAACCGCUUUUUCCAGGUCUCGUCAUCGCCAGUGGGGCUGCGUCUGGGUCGAAGGGCAAACAUGGAGCUCAGACUGAGACUGGAGAGGGCGAUGAGAGUGAAGCAUUGCCGUCACCGAAAGCCCAUGCUCGUCAUGCUCACUAUCAUCAUCACCACCGUCGCAUGGAUCUGGACGAGGACUAUGACGCCGGCUCCGACGACUCAGAUGUCCCUAUGGAUUCGACUGGUGUCGGACCACCAUCUGCAGGUUCAGGUGUUGGUAUUGGCAAUGACAAGCAUGGUGGUUCAAGCACAGCUCGCAAGAAGUCGACCAAGGUGUUCACGGACUUCAAUGCUGCCCUUGUACUUAUGCAGAUGCGUGAUGUCAGCACGACUAUGACGACGGGGUUGAGACGGCUUAAGCGUCCUGCUUCGCUUUGA